Molecule: messenger RNA, 640 nt
Organism: Cyprinodon tularosa
Lineage: Eukaryota; Metazoa; Chordata; Actinopteri; Cyprinodontiformes; Cyprinodontidae
Product: type-4 ice-structuring protein-like
Exons: 4
Coding region: 170-526 (118 amino acids)
Source: RefSeq, a predicted model, not a curated record
CUACACACAGUGAGUACCCUGUUUCCUCUUUAUCUAAUCCAGUCAGCUUCAGAUGACCAUGGACCUGCAUCAUCAGGCCGGCCUAUAAGAGGUGUGAGGGUCCAGCACAGAGGCACCAUCUGCUCCAAAAACCACCAUCUGCAAAACAGGUCUAUUCAAGUCAGCAGCCAUGAAACUGUUCCAUAUUGCACUUCUUGUUCUUGCCCUCACCUAUGGAACCUCUGCCUAUAAUGGAGGCCUUCAAAUGAGCGACUACCUUGAAAACAUAAAAGCUAAAAUCGCUGUGGGCAACGAAGAGAUGAAGGACAAGGCUCAGUCGUUCCUUGAGGAGAGGCAGAGUGAGCUUGAGCCCCUGGCCGCUGAUAUCCAGAAUAAGAUGAAGGAGCUUCAGUCAGCAGUCACACACAUGGAGGAUCAGAUCAAACCUCUAACUGAGCAAAUGCAGCCAUUAUUGUCCAAUCUGAAGCAGAUGCUGGAUGACCUCAAGCACAGUGUGGUUGUGAACAUCAAGACCAGCAGGAAAUAACCCAACCAGUCAUUUCUAGGCAUCUAUAUUAUGUUGAAUUGCUUUUAACCCAAACCAGAAACAUGUUCAUAUCCCAUUGACACAUUUGAAAAUAAAACAUUUUUUAAGACUAGA